Messenger RNA from Arachis stenosperma, 1317 nucleotides. RefSeq lists its product as uncharacterized. The coding region runs from base 1 to 1317 and encodes 438 amino acids. The record is from RefSeq and is a predicted model, not a curated record. The transcript has 7 exons. NCBI's taxonomy places the organism in Eukaryota, Viridiplantae, Streptophyta, Magnoliopsida, Fabales, Fabaceae.
AUGAUGUUUGUAAGGAUGCCUAGGAAACCAAGGUAUAACAUUAUACGGGAACCCCCGAAAGAUGCUGGAACUAAUGCCGGUACUGAAGAGGCAACGAUUAGUGUUUCACAUUGUGUUAAGGUUGAGUCUACGACUAGAGGAGCUCAGACAUCACGGGAGCAACCACGUGAUAGGGCUCCUCCGAUUUCAUCCACAGCUAACAGAGCUCCGACAACCCGUAUGAAUGAACCAUUUCGUGCACCUCGCAUCGAUCAUAGUAAUGCACAGUCGAGUACUGAAAAUGACCCUCAAACUCCAACGGACAACAUAGAGACUCGGCAUUGCGCUGAAGUGGCUGAUCGUGAAUUGGAGGAUGAGGAUUAUGACCCAGAGGCGGAUGAAGUUCCGUUGUUUGAUGACCACAUUGACGACUUGUUUGCUGUCCAAGAAGUCGAAGGUCAGCAUAACAAUAAGAAAGCCAAAGAUACAGAUUUCUGGGAAGUUAUUGUUAUCGAGGACGGCGUGAGAAAAGUUUCUAAGCUGAGCGUGAAGGAGGCUAUAGCCCUCCCUUCCAAUACAAAGAUAGAACUGCCAUUUAACAGUCAGCUGCAACCGAUUGGUCAGCGGGUCUUUCACUAUGAGGACGAUGCCGGAGGAAAAAUAAAGAGCGAUAUGUUGAAGAGGAUAGGAAAGAACUGGAAGGAUACAAGGAACCACUUGUUUCAUAUGUGUUACAAACAAAUUCGGACUUAUGAGGAAAAUCUCAAGCAUCACCCUGCAGGAAUAGACAAAAAUGAUUGGAAAAAGUUCGUUGACUAUCGCCUAAAAGAAGAAACACAGAAAAAGUGUAAACAGAACGCUUUAAAUCGGAGCAAGCAACUUUACACACAUAUUGGGGGCUCCAAAACAUUGGCAAGAAAAAAAGACGAAGUGGAAGCAAUUGCGAAUGUUGAAAGGCAGGAUGGAUCCUCUAAGCACCUUUCACAAAAUGACUCGCUAUCACAAGUUCUCGGAAAGGAGCACCCAGGACGAGUUCGUGUUCUAGGUGCUGGACCAUGUCCCACCCAAGUCUUUGGUAAUGCGGCUGGACAACCGUUGGGUUCUGCAGAGUCAAAUGCAGAGGAUAAGAGGAUGAUUGUAGAAUUGACGGCUAAGCUAGAAGAAGAGCGGGUGAAGAGACAGUUAAUACAUAAGGUCUUGGGAUAUGUAGUCCAACAGUUAGGAGGCAAUUUGCCAAUUGAGAUUGCUGUAGAGAUGGCUUCUUUGGGCGGUACACUAGACUCUUCAUGCGCAGGGCCAUUUUCAUCUGGCAAUCAAGACCCACAACAAAAAUCUUGA